GCAAAUCAUAUAUAAAAUUCUCUCUCUCUCUCUUUUUUUUCCUUUUCUUUUGUAAUUAAUAGUAUAAUGAAAUUUAGUCAUUAUCUUCAUGAACAUUUAUUUCAACCAUGGAAAAAUGAAUAUAUUCAGUAUAGUCAGCUCAAAGCUUAUAUAAAAGAAAGGACACAACACACUUAUUGGACAUCAGAGGAUGAAUUCAAUUUCACAAACAUGAUUCGAACUGAAUUUACAAAGGUGAAUAGGUUUAUUAAAGUGGAAACGAAUCGAAUAAUCAAACGGAAACAAGAAUCUGUAGAAACGAUUUAUACGUUGAUUGACUUUGUAAAGUUGAAUUCAAUAGGAUUCCAAAAGAUUUUGAAGAAGCAUGAUAGAUACACACACGCUUCGUUAACAGAUCAAUUUCAAUCCAUCCAAGAUAAGUUUAGAAUUCACAUCAAUUAUCUUGAAAAACAAAUCAAUAUUUUAGUAAAGCAUCAGCAAAGUCAUAAUGAUAAUGAAAUAUUGUAUAAUAAAAAGAUUGAAUCAUCUUCAUCAUCAUCAACUACUACUACCAAAUAUUGGGUUCACCUUGAUCAUUUAAAUGAACUUGAAGCUGUGCUAUCUUUUCAUUUAACAAAGGACAAAAACAUCGUUCAAACAAUCUAUUAUGAUAAUUUAGAUAAUUUCUGUUGUUUUAACAAUUUAUUAAAAAGAAACGAAGCUGCUGAAAUCAUUCGUGCUAGAUGGUAUAACAUGGAUGAAACAAAUAUAUUCUUUGAAAGAAAAAGAUAUUAUCAAAAUUUGUCACACAAUAAUGAAACUUUUAAAAAGGAAAGCUUUAAUAUUCAUAGUAAUGAUGUGAAGACAUACUUGUCAAAUGGUACCUUUUAUGGACAAAAAAAGAUAUUAGCAGCCAGUAUGUAUGAAGCGAUAUGUAAAGACAAAAUCAUGCCUGUUAUACGUUCAUAUCAUCAUCGAACAGUAUAUCGACUAGAAAAAUUAAAUAAUUUUCAAAUCUCAUUUGAUACAGACUUAACAUUUAUGAAAGAAUUAACGACUGAUUGGAAAGGAAAUAUUGAGAAUUCUCAACAAUUAAAUCCUGAUGAAACCUACACUUUCCCUUAUGCUAUUCUCGAAAUUAGUUCCCUUGAAGACGUUCCACUUCCUAAAUGGCUAACACAACUUUUGAAAAGUCAGUUAGUCUUUGAAGUCCCUUAUUUUAUAAAAUAUUUACAUGGCGUUUCCUUUCUAUUUCGAGAUAGAUUACCCAAAUUGCCUUGGUGGAUUAGUGAAAUGAAUGCAGAUAUUAGACUUAAAAUAUCAAAUCGUGAACCAUGUAUGAUUACAGUAGAUGACGACUCUGCAGAGAAAAAUGAAAAGAUAUCAUCGUUUUAUCCUUUAAAUGAUCAACCUAAUUUUUCUGCAAUCAAUGUAACCAGUAGUAGUUAUGUAGGCCUAAUGGCUAUUCAAGAUCAUAAUAGAGCCAUUUCAUCAUGUCAACCCAAGAAUAAAUUCAUUUCAACCAUAACUCUUUUGAAUACUAACAUAGUCAAACGUAUAAAUCAAUUUAAACAUGAAUUUUAUCUCGAUCAUUCUCAACCAAGAGAAGAAAACUAUAUAAGUAUGAUGGGAUGGUUAUGGGCAAGGAUAAGACUAGAUAAAACCAUCUUCAUGGAGGAAGACGGGGAUGGUAACCACAAAAAGGAAAAGAAAAUUGAGCCCAAAAUUUUUUUCGCGAAUGAACGUACCUUUAUUUCAUGGUUACAAUUUUCCGCACUUUUAUUAGCAGUUUCCAUUGGUUUAAUUAACUUUGGUGAUCAUAUCUCAAAAGGAAGUGGAGCAUUUCUGAUCGUGGUAGCCAUGACGUUAGCAAUGUAUGCUCAACUGCGAUUUCAAUAUCGAAGCUGGCAGAUUCGAUUUAGAGGAGAAUUAAGAUUUGACGAUAUGUAUGGGCCUGCAAUCCUAUGUUUUGUCUUGAUUAUAGCAUUAUUUAUAAAUCUAGGCUUACGUCUUAGUCAACCUAUACCAACUGACCCAAGUUUAUUUUCUUAUAACACGACUGCUACUACUAAUUUCACCACUACAAACCUGAUAGGGAAAAAUACGUUAGAAGAAGAAGAAGAAAAAGGUAAUAAUCAUAAAGUACAUAUACAACAACAAACAUUCUCAAAUGGAACACGAAUUGAUAAACAUGGCCAUCUUGUUCCUAUUGAUGAUGAACCUUAAUACUAGGCUUGUAUCUCAUAUAAUGUAAAUUGCUUAGCAAAGAUAUAUAAAAAUAAAUUAUAAUUACGGAAACAGUAGAAGUCUGAGUUCUUUUUUUUUAAAAUAAUAAUAAUAAUAAUAAUAAUGUGUACAUUUCACUGGAAUAUGCAAAUUAUUAUAUC
Cokeromyces recurvatus is the source of this 2366-nucleotide messenger RNA. Its product is annotated as VTC domain-containing protein. The coding region runs from base 67 to 2205 and encodes 712 amino acids. The transcript is spliced from 2 exons. The record is from RefSeq and is a predicted model, not a curated record. Lineage: Eukaryota; Fungi; Mucoromycota; Mucoromycetes; Mucorales; Mucoraceae.